Messenger RNA from Larimichthys crocea (large yellow croaker), 1673 nucleotides. RefSeq names its product X-ray repair complementing defective repair in Chinese hamster cells 3 (gene xrcc3). The record is from RefSeq and is a predicted model, not a curated record. The transcript has 7 exons. Lineage: Eukaryota; Metazoa; Chordata; Actinopteri; Sciaenidae. Gene Ontology annotation, molecular function: four-way junction DNA binding; ATP binding; ATP-dependent DNA damage sensor activity. Bases 351 to 1391 code for a protein of 346 amino acids. Gene Ontology annotation, biological process: t-circle formation; resolution of mitotic recombination intermediates; double-strand break repair via synthesis-dependent strand annealing. Gene Ontology annotation, cellular component: replication fork; Rad51C-XRCC3 complex.
UACAUUCAAACCCGGGCCGUCUCCACACGGACACCCCCACACAUCACAUAAAUGGUUCCGUCCAGCGGCGCCUGAUGACGUUUCUCAUUCCGGCGGGGAUUUUCAGUGCGGAGCUACCCGAGCCGAACCGAGCUGAACCAAGCAGAGCCGAACCAAGCAGAGCCGAACCAAGCAGAACCGAGCUGAACCGAACCAAGCCGAGCUGAACCGAACCAAGCAGAGCCGAACCAAGCCGAGCCGAGCUGAACCGAACCAAGCCGAGCCGAACCGAGCAGAGCAGAGCAGAGCCAAACAGGGCUUACCUGCCCUGAGUGAAGCCGUGCCUGGAACAGCAAGACCUCAGCGGGGAGAUGGACUGGAAACACCUGGAGAUGAGCCCAAAGAUCAGAGCCGGGGUGAGGAGAGCUAAACUGAGGUCCGUCAGCGACGUGCUAUGUGUUUCUGGACCGGACCUGCAGAGACUGACCCGUCUGUCCCGGUCAGACAUCCAGGAACUGCUCACCACCGCCGCCACUGCCUGCAGACGUCACCCUCCAGUUCCAGCCCUUCAGCUACUGCGUGGAGAGUGCCGCAGGUUAGAGUCCGGCCUCAGACUCAGUGUUGGCUGCCCCGUACUGGACGAGCUGCUGAGAGGCGGUCUCCCUGUGGGGGGCGUCACUGAGCUGUCGGGAGAGAGCGGAGCAGGAAAGACUCAGCUGGCCCUGCAGCUCUGUCUGUCUGUGCUGUACCCACCACAGUACGGAGGACUGAACUCAGGAGCAGUGUAUAUCUGCACUGAGGACUCGUUUCCCAUCAGACGUCUGCAGCAGCUGAUCAGAGAACAGUCUGAGCUGCGCUCUGACGUCCCCUCGUCCCUGAUCAGCGGACUGCGGUUCAGUGACCACGUUUACAUCGAGCACGCUGCAGACCUGGACUCACUCCAGGUGUGUCUGUCCCGCCGGGUCCCCCUCUUGCUGGCUCGGGGUCUGGUCCGGCUCCUGGUGGUCGACUCGGUGGCGGCUCUGUUCAGGUGUGAGUUCCAGGCUGCUGAUUGGUUGGAGAGGACCAAACAGCUGCUCAGCUUCUCCUCCACACUGCACCACCUGAGCCUGGAGUUCACCACACCUGUUCUCUGCAUAAACCAGGUGACCGACGUGUUCGACAGCUCAGGCGACAGUUUGGGCCCUUUGUCUUCUAAUGUGUCACCGGCUCUGGGGUUGGCCUGGGCCAAUCAGGUGAUGGUUCGACUGAUGAUGCGGCGCCUUCACAUGACGGUUGCCCGUGGCGACCAGUGCAGCGUCCUCCGCAGGCUGGAGGUGAUGUUCGCUCCUCAUCUGGCCCGAGACGGACGAAACGUUGCUGUGUGGAGGGAAGGCGUCCAAGGAGUCUCUGACACACAGAUGGACACGUAAAAGGACACGCAGUAGGACACAGACAAAAGUCCUUUUUUAAAAAAAUGUAAAAUUGGAUGUAACAUGUUUAUAAUAAAAAGUUUAAAUAAAGCGAUGAUGUAACUGAAGUUUUCUACACACUGUGCGUACCCGAGGACACGUGGACCACGCCGCGCGGACACAUGGACAGGAGUGAAAGGACAGCUGUGAGCUCAUUGGCUGAGCUCUGAUCUUGUAUAUUGUCUAAUCUAAAAUAAAAUGACAUCAUCAUCGAUCACCAGAAGUCUGUAGCAAUUGGUUCUU